GAAAGAGAAGCACAAAUGGAAGAAAAAAAAAUGGGAACUUUAGAGGGAGAAAGAUAGUCCUCCUACUUUAGUGAGAGAAACAGAGGGCGAGGGAGAGAAAGAGAGAGAGAGAGACAGUAACCGGUUCAUUUUGAGAGAGACAGAUAUUGGGGGAGAGAGAGAAGGGGACAGUGUGAGAGUGUGUGUGAGAUAUUUGCCCAGAGAGAGAGAGAGCGAGAGGGGGAGGAAGAGAGAGAAAGUACUGCUGCUAGUAACAAAGUCUUGUCCUUUUGAUUCACCACACCCAUGUUAUUGUUAUUGGUGUUGCUGUUGUCCCCUAAUCUUCCUCAGAUUUCUUCCUUUGCUCCCUCUUCACUCUAUUCGUCUUCUUCGUUUUCGUCUUCUACUUCUUGAGGUAUGUACUUAAUUCUUGUUUUCUCUUUCACUCUUCUUCUUCUUCUUCUCACUUUCUUUUUGUGCCUACACUCUGUUUUAAUGGCGGUCGUCAUAUUUUUGGGUCCAAACUGUGCUUCUCUGCUUAGAUCUCUCCCAUUUACUUGUGUGUACCCUAAAUGGCGACCUGGGUCUGUCUCGUUUUCUGAAGUUUUCUCUCUUUUGGUUCCCUUGGCCCAAAAUCCUUGUGCUCGGUUUCCGGCGCAAUCUCAAACUAAUGGUUAAGGGUUUGGAUGCUCAUUUUGGUCGCUCUAAGUGCGCUGGAUCUUUUUCUUGUUUCUGUUCCUCUGGCACGCUUCUAAGCUCCACUAUUGGAUGAGAUCUUGGAAAUUCUAAUUCCUAAUUUGCUCUAGAUCUUGUUUAGUUGUGCAUAAUGUUGAUAUGGGUUGGUUCACUUCUCUCAGAUGGGACAAGUUCAAUUUGAAUCUAUGGGUAAUGGGAGUUCUUUGAUCAUUGCAUCAAAGGGGGUAGCUGCAGUUGUCUUGUAAUUAAUUCUGGGUGGUGUCUCUAAGGAAAGCUAUAUAGAUGGGUUCCCGUUUCCCAUCUCAUCAGCUCAGCAAUGGGCUCUACGUAUCAGGUCGGCCUGAGCAGCCGAAGGAAAGAGGUCCAACUAUGAGUUCUGUGGCAAUGCCAUAUACCGGGGGUGAUAUCAAGAAGUCAGGAGAAUUAGGGAAGAUGUUUGAUAUACCUGUGGAUGGCUCAAAGUCUAGGAAGUCUGGACCAAUAACUGGGGCACCUUCGAGGACGGGAUCGUUUGGAGGCGCUGCUUCACAUUCAGGACCAAUUAUGCCAAAUGCAGCUGCUCGGGCAGCCUACACUACAUCAGGUGCUGCGUCUUCUGGCGCCAUGUCUGGCUCAGCUUCUCUAAAGAAAUCAAAUUCUGGACCCCUUAACAAACAUGGUGAACCUAUAAAGAAGUCAUCUGGUCCUCAAUCUGGUGGAGUGACACCUUCCGGUCGACAGAACUCUGGCCCUAUUCCUCCUGUUCUUCCUGCAACUGGCCUCAUCACAUCUGGGCCUAUUUCUUCAGGACCACUAAAUUCCUCUGGUGCUCCUCGUAAGGUAUCUGGUCCUCUGGAAUCUAUGGGAUCGAUCAAGAUUCCAUCCGGUGUUCACAAUCAGGCCGUCACUAUUCUCAGCCAAGAUGAUGAGUUUUCCUUCAAAAAGAACUUCCCCAAACCAAUAUUUUGGUCGCUGAUUCUACUCUUUGUAAUGGGUUUCAUUGCUGGUGGGUUUAUCCUUGGAGCAGUUCAUAAUCCCAUACUUCUCGUCGUUGUUGUGGUUCUUUUCGGUGCUGUUGCUGCAUUGUUCAUAUGGAAUAAUUGUUUUGGGAGGAAGGCUAUCAUGGGCUACAUUGCCCAGUAUCCAGAUGCUGAGCUACGAAAUGCCAAAAAUGGACAAUUUGUGAAGAUUUCUGGGGUGGUUACCUGUGGCAAUGUUCCUCUUGAGUCCUCGUUCCAAAGGGUUCCUAGAUGUGUGUAUACAUCAACCAGUUUGUACGAGUAUCGAGGAUGGGAUUCGAAAGCUGCCAAUGCUAAACAUCGCCGUUUCACUUGGGGGCUCAGGUCUCUUGAAAGGCGUGCUGUAGACUUCUACAUCUCUGACUUCCAGUCGGGAUUAAGAGCGUUGGUUAAAACAGGGUUUGGAGCAAGAGUGACACCCUAUGUAGAUGACUCUCUUGUCAUUGACAUAAACGCGGGUUCUGAGGAUUUGUCUCCCGAGUUUUCAAGAUGGUUGGCCGAGAGGAAUUUAUCGAGCGACGAUCGGAUGAUGCGGUUAAAAGAAGGAUACAUCAAAGAAGGAAGCACAGUGAGUGUAAUGGGAGUUGUUCAAAGGAAUGACAAUGUGCUUAUGAUCUUACCACCUCCUGAACCCUUCACGACAGGUUGCCAGUGGGGAAAGUGCAUUUGUCCUGCUAGUCUCGAGGGCAUUGUGUUGAGAUGUGAAGACACCUCCAGGAAUGAUGUCAUACCUGUGUAAUAAUUUGUUGGUUGGUAGACAGACUCAAUGGCAGGCCUUUUCUUCUCCUUUUGUUUUUCCUGCAUAUUUCUUCCAUUAAUAUUGGUGGUGGUGGUGGUGGUGCGGCAGCUGCAAGGCAGGCAGGCAGGCAACAAACAUGCAGCAUUGCUGGUGGUGAUGAUGCUGCUGUACCUAUGAGUGGUGAUGAUGAUUGUAAUGAUUAUUAGGUGGUGGUGUUUCCUUUUUUGUAAUUUUUUGUUUUUAUCCCUGAGAAGUUUUACUCGUGUAUAGUUUGGUCUUGGUGUUUUUUUGUGUUUAAUCUGGUUUCCAUUUUUUCAAUUUUUCAACUAGGGAUCGAAGAAGGCUUUUGGUUAUGUGGGGUGGAUGUUGAUGAUUAUAUUGUAGGAAUGUUUGAGCAGAGUUGAGCAGAGUUGCCCGGUUAUGUUAAAUAGAAAGAAGGAAAAAGAAAGACCAUCUGUGAGCUAUAUACCUCUCUCUCUAUAUUGUAUAUAUCUCUCUGUCUCUGUCUGUCACUGAGUAGUCAACAAAUGAAAUAAAGAAAACAAGAGCUUCUGGAAAAGCAUCUUGCCAGCCAAUAUCAACUCCAUCACGUUUGGUAGGCUGGAAAUUUUGACAAAGUUGAGUAUAAUAUAGAAGCCUACGGAUGACAGUUGGAACUUGCUAUCACUAUUACAUUUACUCCAAUAUUUUGUUCCAUGUCAAUUAAGAUUAGCAUGCUUGCAGUGCUUGCAUAAAGGUCUGUAUGCACAGUGGCCAAAUUCAUUUUUUGGAUCCAUGAAUGACCUUCGGACGAAAAUGGUUCGAGAGCCUU
Linum tenue is the source of this 3223-nucleotide messenger RNA. The record is from the annotation of a GenBank genome assembly. NCBI's taxonomy places the organism in Eukaryota, Viridiplantae, Streptophyta, Magnoliopsida, Malpighiales, Linaceae.